This is a messenger RNA of Halteromyces radiatus, 2121 nucleotides long. RefSeq names its product tryptophan synthase beta subunit-like PLP-dependent enzyme. Gene Ontology annotation, cellular component: cytoplasm. NCBI's taxonomy places the organism in Eukaryota, Fungi, Mucoromycota, Mucoromycetes, Mucorales, Cunninghamellaceae. The transcript is spliced from 4 exons. Bases 1 to 2121 code for a protein of 706 amino acids. Gene Ontology annotation, biological process: L-tryptophan biosynthetic process. The record is from RefSeq and is a predicted model, not a curated record. Gene Ontology annotation, molecular function: tryptophan synthase activity.
AUGUCUACUGGUCUUCGUAAAGCCUUUCAAAAAGCUCACGCAGAAAAACGUCCCGCGUUUGUCACUUUCAUAACUGCUGGUUUUCCUACUCCUGUUGAUACUGUAGAUAUUCUAUUGGGUUUACAACGUGGUGGCGCUGAUGUCAUUGAAUUAGGUAUUCCUUUUACCGAUCCUCUUGCUGAUGGUCCUGUCAUUCAAUAUGCUAAUACUGUAUCUUUGGAACAUGGAACUGAUAUUGCUAUGUGUCUUGAUAUGGUACGAGAGGCUCGUAGCAAGGGUUUGACGGUUCCUAUUGUAUUCAUGGGUUAUUAUAAUCCUGUAUUGGCUUAUGGUGAAGAAGAACUUAUUCGUGAUUGUAAACAAGCUGGUGUGAAUGGAUAUAUUAUGGUUGACCUUCCUCCUGAAGAAUCUCAUAGUUUUAGAAAUAAAUGUCUCGAAAAUGGAUUAUCCUAUGUUCCUUUGAUUGCUCCUACUACUACUGAAAAGCGUAUGGAAUUACUUGCCAAGGUAUCUGAUUCAUUUAUCUAUGUUGUAUCUCGUAUGGGUGUCACUGGUGAACAAAAGAGUGUGAAUGUGGAAUUGCCCAAUAUGUUAGCUCGUAUCAAGAAACAUACUAGUGUCUAUUUAGCAGUUGGAUUUGGUGUCUCUACUCGUGAACAUUUUACUCAAGUUGGUGCUCAUGCUGAAGGUGUUGUUAUUGGAUCACGUAUCAUCACUUUGAUUCGUGAUGCUAUCAAAGAAAAUAAGAAUCUAGCUCAAGUGGUAGAACAAUAUGCUUCUGAAGUUAGCGGUCGCAAAGUAGAAAAAAUAAUUGCUCAAGAAUCUGGUCCUGUUGCUGAACCCGAAGUAUCUGAUAUUGCUGGACAAGGUAUCAUUGCUCAAAGUGAACCCAUCAAAGAAUUUUAUGAACUUCAAACUCGAUUUGGAAGCUUUGGAGGUGCUUACGUACCUGAAGCCUUGGUGGAUUGUCUAACUCAAUUGGAAAAAGUAUUCAUCGAAGCCAAGAAUGAUCCUGCCUUUAUCGCCGAAUUCGAAUCUUACUAUGAUUAUAUUUCUCGUCCAUCUCAACUUCAACUCGCCAAUCGUUUGACAGAAGAUGCUGGUGGUGCUCGUAUCUGGUUGAAGCGUGAAGAUUUGAAUCAUACUGGAUCUCACAAAAUUAACAAUGCUGUUGGACAAAUCUUACUGGCAAAACGAUUGGGUAAGAAACGGAUUAUUGCUGAAACUGGUGCUGGUCAACAUGGUGUCGCCACUGCUACUGUAUGUGCCAAGUUUGGAUUGGAAUGUGUUGUUUAUAUGGGUGAAGAAGAUUGUCGUCGUCAAGCUUUGAAUGUCUUCCGUAUGCGUAUGCUUGGAGCAACCGUCGUUCCUGUCUCUACUGGUUCUCGUACUCUUAAGGAUGCCAUUAAUGAAGCAAUGCGUGAUUGGGUCACUAAUGUAUCUACAACACAUUAUUUGGUUGGUUCUGCUAUUGGUCCUCAUCCAUUCCCUAUGAUUGUUCGUGAAUUCCAAUCUGUGAUUGGUAAAGAAACGAAACGUCAAUUGCAAGAAAAGGCUGGCAAAUUACCAGAUGUUGUGGUGGCCUGUGUUGGUGGUGGUUCGAAUGCUAUUGGUAUGUUCUAUCCAUUUGUGAAUGAUCCUACGGUACGUAUUGUUGGUGUGGAAGCUGGUGGUUCUGGUGUGGAUACGGAUAAACAUUCUGCUACAUUAAGCAAAGGAACGCCUGGUGUAUUACAUGGAACAAGAACUUAUCUAUUGCAAGAUGAAAAGGGACAAAUCAUUGAAACUCAUUCAGUCUCUGCUGGUCUAGAUUAUCCUGGAGUGGGACCUGAACACGCAUUCAUGAAGGAUACAGGUCGUGCAAACUAUUAUGUGGCUGAUGAUGCUCAAGCUUUGAUUGGUUUUAGAAAAUUGACUCAACUGGAAGGUAUCAUCCCUGCUUUGGAAUCUUCUCAUGCUAUUUAUUAUGCUCACAAACUUGCUAGUGAAUCACCCAAGGAUCAAGAUAUUGUGGUUUGUUUGUCUGGUCGUGGUGAUAAAGACAUGCAUACAGUGGUGGAAGUCUUGCCUACUUUAGGACCAAAGAUUGGUUGGGACUUACGUUUUGAAAAGAAUUUGUAG